This is a messenger RNA of Zingiber officinale, 318 nucleotides long. RefSeq lists its product as uncharacterized. The transcript has a single exon. The record is from RefSeq and is a predicted model, not a curated record. NCBI's taxonomy places the organism in Eukaryota, Viridiplantae, Streptophyta, Magnoliopsida, Zingiberales, Zingiberaceae. Bases 1 to 318 code for a protein of 105 amino acids.
AUGUCGAAUGCUUCGGAGUUCCGCUGGAGCCGGCGAGGCUACCGCCGCCUCUCCUCCCGGCAGCACUCCUUCGACUUGGCGGAAAACGCCGAGACGACGGUGGCAACGACGACGACGACUCCAACGACGUCUUUUCCGACGACGCUGAAGAGGUCGAAGACUACUAGGGACGUGAAGGCGCAUCCGGUGAUGAGGAUCCUGCAGGCACCAUCAAAGAAGGAGACGGCGAGGCCGGAGUUCCUGAGGUACUUGGAGUACGUGAGGGAGGCCGGUUCGUGGGAUCCUACCUCCGACAAGCCCACCAUUUACUUCAAGUAG